AUGGAUAAAAUGGAAACAGCUCCUAAAAGAGUUUUCAUCAGUCUCCCAAAGAAAUACAUUGUGGAUUUAUCCAAAAAUUAUAAUUUGGAACAUGGGUUAUUUGUAAAAGGUUUGAAUCCCUAUUUGAAUGAGGGAUAUAUUCAGGCAUAUUUUAGGGAAUGGGGAAAUGUCACCGGUUGCAAGAUAAAGAAAGCCUCAAAUGAAAACAACAAGGCAGUGGCAUAUGUGAGAUUUGCAAGUGAGAAAGAGGCAGACAUAGCUGACUGGAAUGGCCCUCACUUUAUUGGAGGAACUGAAGUGACCGUGAGAAGAGUGGUUUGUCCUAAGGUGGAGGGAGAAACAGAGGAGCAAAUGUCUGCAGUGUUGACUAAACCUCGGCCACGGCGCUCCAUGGGUCUGGGAUACAUACUUGAAGAUGCCCAGUGGUUAGAUGAUGAGCUGGAUGACUAA
This is a messenger RNA of Periophthalmus magnuspinnatus, 450 nucleotides long. RefSeq names its product ribonucleoprotein RB97D. Gene Ontology annotation, molecular function: RNA binding. The transcript is spliced from 5 exons. The record is from RefSeq and is a predicted model, not a curated record. Bases 1 to 450 code for a protein of 149 amino acids. Lineage: Eukaryota; Metazoa; Chordata; Actinopteri; Gobiiformes; Gobiidae.